Molecule: messenger RNA, 1704 nt
Organism: Catharus ustulatus (Swainson's thrush)
Lineage: Eukaryota; Metazoa; Chordata; Aves; Passeriformes; Turdidae
Gene: PGGT1B
Product: protein geranylgeranyltransferase type I subunit beta
Biological process (GO): protein geranylgeranylation
Cellular component (GO): CAAX-protein geranylgeranyltransferase complex
Molecular function (GO): CAAX-protein geranylgeranyltransferase activity
Source: RefSeq, a predicted model, not a curated record
UCCCCGCUCCGUCCCCCUUCCGUUUCCCCGCCCCGGGCGGGUGACGCGAUCCGGGCGCGCCGGGCGCGGGCAGCAGCGGCGAGAUGGAGAUGGCGGCGGCGGCGCCGUGUCCGGGAGAGCCGGAGCGGCUUGACUUCCUGCGGGAGCGGCACGUGCGCUUCUUCCAGCGCUGCCUCCAGAUCCUGCCCGAGCGCUACUCGUCCCUGGAGACCAGCAGGUUGACAAUUGCGUUUUUCGCACUCUCUGGUCUGGAUAUGUUGGAUUCCUUAGAUGUGGUGAACAAAGAUGAUAUAAUAGAAUGGAUUUAUUCCCUGCAGGUCCUUCCCACAGAAGACAGAUCAAACAUGAAUCGCUGUGGAUUCAGAGGUUCUUCAUAUUUAGGGAUGCCAUUCAAUCCCUCCAAGGGUCCGGGUAUAUCUCAUCCCUAUGAUAGUGGGCACAUAGCAAUGACUUACACAGGACUAUCAUGUCUGGUUAUUCUUGGAGAUGAUUUAAGUCGAGUAAAUAAGGAUGCCAUACUGGCAGGACUGAGAGCUCUCCAGCUGGAGGAUGGAAGUUUCUGUGCAGUGCUGGAAGGAAGUGAGAACGAUAUGAGGUUUGUGUACUGUGCUUCCUGUAUCUGCUACAUGCUCGAUAACUGGUCAGGCAUGGAUAUGAAGAAAGCAAUAGACUACAUUAGAAGAAGUAUGUCUUAUGAUAAUGGCCUGGCACAGGGAGCUGGACUGGAAUCUCAUGGUGGCUCUACAUUUUGUGGUAUUGCAUCACUGUGUUUGAUGGGCAAACUGGAGGAAGUUUUUUCAGAAAAAGAACUGAACAGAAUUAGAAGAUGGUGUAUAAUGAGGCAACAGAAUGGCUACCAUGGACGACCCAACAAACCUGUGGACACUUGCUAUUCCUUUUGGGUUGGAGCAACAUUGAAGCUCUUGAACAUAUUCCAAUAUACAAAUUUUGAGAAAAACCGAAAUUACAUCCUGUCAACUCAAGAUCGCCUUGUUGGUGGAUUUGCCAAGUGGCCAGACAGCCAUCCAGAUGCUUUACAUGCCUACUUUGGGAUCUGUGGUCUGUCAUUAAUUGGAGAAUCUGGCAUUUGCAAAGUUCAUCCUGCCCUGAAUGUAAGCACAAGAGCAUCAGAGCGUCUUCACCACCUUCAUCAGAUCUGGAAAACGGACUUUAAACAGCAUUCAGAUGGCACACACCUCUCUACAUGACUGAUUUAGACUUGAAUUUAGUUCUGGUAGCAUAAUUGUAGCCCAGGGUUAAAAGCCAUGCAUAACCAAUGUGCUCUUUUAAGUGCUGGAGUCAUACAAUCAGAUCUGUGUUGCUGGCAUCACUUUGAUAGGGAGUUGCCUUCAGCAGGUUAUUCUGCAUUGUGAAAAGGGGAAUAUUUUGUUUAUAUAGAAGUUUGUCACCGCAGACUGUAAAUGGCUUUUCAAAUGGCUUUACUUCUAAGAAAUCCCUUGAGGCAUUUAAACUUCAUUUUAAUUUUAUUUUUUUAAAUUUGUGCAUACUGUGUCAAACUAUAUAAUGGGGAGUAUUUUCAAAAUUGUUUACAUAUCAUACAGUAUAGCACAGAACAUUGAAGUUCUUUAUAAUCUUACUGUUUGACAUAUUUUUGGGUAGAAAAUCUCUUAUAUUACAGUAAUUUCACGAUUAUAAGCUGCACCAUUUUGACUAAAAUUUUGAUCCCAACCCAGAAAUGCGGCU